Molecule: messenger RNA, 2121 nt
Organism: Geosmithia morbida
Lineage: Eukaryota; Fungi; Ascomycota; Sordariomycetes; Hypocreales; Bionectriaceae
Product: 2-polyprenyl-6-methoxyphenol hydroxylase
Exons: 5
Coding region: 1-2121 (706 amino acids)
Molecular function (GO): FAD binding
Source: RefSeq, a predicted model, not a curated record
AUGGGAUUCAAGGUCGUCAUCGUGGGCGGCAGCAUUGCUGGCCUUUCGGUGGCUAACAUGCUAGAAAAGUUCGAUAUCGAGUAUGUCCUCCUGGAAGCCUACCCACGAAUAGCUCCUCAGGUUGGCGCCAGCAUCGGCCUCCUACCCAGUGGUUUCCGUAUCCUAGAUCAACUGGGCUGCUAUGAAGCCGUCCUCGAUGUUGCCGGAAAAUGCCGCGAUAUUUAUGGCAGUGUACACGGCCCCGACGGCACCCCUGUUAGUGCUCCUACACACACGAGCACAGCGACCCAUUUCGUCAAAAGAAUCAGCUAUCCGUCCGUUUUCAUCGACAGGCAGAUGCUCCUGCAGAUCUUGUAUGGCAACAUCAAGCACAAAGAUCGAAUUUUGACCGAUAAGCGUGUCUCCCAUGUUGACCUUAUGCAAAAUGGGGUCCGAGCCCGAACUGAAGACGGCUCUAUAUAUGAGGGUGACAUUAUUGUGGGCGCAGAUGGCAUUCACAGCGUUAUAAGAGACGAGAUGUGGCGACUUGGAAAGGAGCAGAGCCCCGGAUGUAUAUUCGGUAUCUCCAACCGUCCCCCAGCCUAUGGCAAGCAGACCCAACAUCUCGUACUCGGCUACGGCCAUGCAUAUGUCAUUGUGGCGGCGCCGGGAGACCGGACAUACUGGUUCCUCUUUGAUGGCUUGCCGCACACCGAGUACGGCGAGAAUAUUUCCAAGUACACAAAAGCCGACGAGGACAAGCUUGCUGAUGAGCACCGUGACGAUCGUAUAACCAAUGAUGUCACCUUUGGCGAUCUGUACGACAGGAAAAUCAUUUCCACACUCUUGCCGCUGGAAGAAUACGUGUUUGAGCGCUGGCAUUAUAAGAGAAUCAUCACCAUUGGUGAUUCUGCUCACAAGAUUGAUCCUGCUUCCGGCCAAGGUGGCAACGGAGCCAUAGAAUCCGCCGCACUUCUUACCAAUGCCCUAGUUCGUCAGCUCAAUUUGACGCCGGAUGGUCUCUCCAGUGAUCAGGUCAAUGAUGCUCUAUCAGAGGUACACGCCAACCGCUACGAACGAGCCAAGCGGUUGGUUGACGGGGCUCACACGCUCCAGCAAAUUGUCAGCUAUCGGUUCCCCCUGAGCCGUUAUGUCCUUGCGCAUAUUGUUCCGCUACUGGGAAAGGAGGCCUUUGUUGAUGUCGUCACGCCAAUCUGUGCCGAGGCCUCAAAGAUUGAAGGGUUGCCCGUUCCGUAUAGGCCCCACUGCGUCCCAUGGGAGGACGAGCUGCCGGCGAAGCCCGUCAAGAGUAUCCUUGCUACUCGUUCUGUUUGGGCGCUUUCAUCCGGGUCCCUCGGGUACCUGCUAUCUUCGAACCUUUCCAGGACGAGAGUUAACCCGCUCAUCUAUACCCUCAUUGGUCCGAAUGCAGCAAUACCAUAUUUCUGCUUGUCCUCGGUGCUCUUCUCUACCAAGUCGACAACGUCCAGGCCUGUCAAGUCAGACAUCGCUCGGUCUAUAAUUCCCGGAGUCCUUCUGGGAUACGUGGUGCCGACAAUCACGGCGCUGAUUCCAUUCCGUAACAUCAGCAUGAGGCGUCAUACGGCAAACGUCUGGCAGGCAUUUCCUGUGCUCACCAUGGCCUUCACCACAGGGCUCGCCGCCAUUCGCCGCAGGAUUGCUGGAAAUGUGACCCGCCCAGAGUAUGAGGGCAAGACUGACAGCGAAGGCAAUCCGGUAGAUCCAGCCGCCGUCGAAUCCGAUCUCUGGAUAUACACUGAUGACGAUGUGGUUCCUCUUGAGCGCACACAUGCUUUCGGCCUCAUCCUUUGUGUGGCUGUCCCAAUCCUAACUAGGGUUACGUCAUCCUUCACCUCUAGUAUCUUCAAUAACUGGACACAAACAGGCGUGUCCCGAGUACUACCCCUUAGUGCCACGGCAUCUGUCACUGGUGCGGCCUCCGGCAUUAUUUAUUCGCUGUACAGUGCUUGGGAGCUGCGCUCGCUCGGCUUUGUGGGAACGGGUGAGGCCAUGUUGGGCGGUGUGGCCUCGGUAGUUUCUCUGGGUCUGGCUGGCCCUGGCGCUGCCAUUGCGACGGUUUCUUAUUGGAGGGAGCGUGCUAUUUCUAGCUUGAGCUCAUGA